Messenger RNA from Pollicipes pollicipes, 2378 nucleotides. RefSeq lists its product as uncharacterized. NCBI's taxonomy places the organism in Eukaryota, Metazoa, Arthropoda, Thecostraca, Pollicipedomorpha, Pollicipedidae. Bases 64 to 1392 code for a protein of 442 amino acids. Gene Ontology annotation, molecular function: chitin binding. Gene Ontology annotation, cellular component: extracellular region. The record is from RefSeq and is a predicted model, not a curated record. The transcript has 3 exons.
AGCGCAGCCGACGGUGCUCGGUCUCGAGGGGUGCCGAGUGUCCCUGGAACUCACUGCACGACGAUGCGUCCUCUGCUGCUGGUGCUGGCGUUGUGCGCGGCCGGCGCCGCUGCUCAGGUCAGCUACGCGCCCCGUGCGGGCCAGGGAGCGUCGGGCCGUCGGCGCCGACUGCGGCCGCGGCGGCCGGUGCGGCCAGAGCCGCAGCAGGCGGAUGGCCAGACGCUGGUGCCGUUCCUGCCGUCGGGCGCGAGCCCGCCUAGCCGCGAGCGUUUCCAGCCGCUGUCGGCGCCGCAGCAAGACUUUCGCCCGCAGCAGGACUUCCAGCAGGACUUCCAGCAAGGCUUCCAACAGGACUUCCGGCAGGGCUUCCGGCCGCAGCAGGACUUCCGGCAGGAGUUCCAGCAGCCGCGGCCGGCGCCAACCACGCUCAAGCCGCGUCCCAGCCCCCGGCCCACCGCCCAGCCCAGUAUUCAGCCCAGUCGAGCUAGCAGCCGCUUCCAGCCGCAACAGAUCGACUUUGCUGACUAUGCGCCGGAGACGGAUAGCAAGUCGGAGCUGGAGAGUGAGGACUACGAGGAUGAGCCGGACCGGCUGACCGUGCUGCUAGAGACGUCCAGCUUCCGCUGCGAGCCGGCCGACACGGGCUACUUCGCCGACGACAGUGUCAACUGUGAGGUCUUCCACUACUGCGCCGCAGGAGUCAAGCACUCGUGGGUCUGCCCGGACGGCAACAUUUUCCACCAGAUCAAUCUCAUCUGCCAGCCGAAGGGCUCGGACAACAUCUGCCAGCGCUCGGGCGAGUUCCACUUCGUCAACGACUACUUGUACCAGCAGAUCAACAACGACACGCUGCGACCGCAGUAUGCCGACCGCUACUACCCGGACAGCGCCGCCGGCGCUGAUCAGUACGCCGACCGUCCGGCGCCUCAGGCUUCCUACAACGAGCGGCAGCCGGAGGGGACGCCGGAGCGUCGCCGCCGGCCGCGCCCGCCGCAGCGCUUCGGCCCUAGCGGCAACGGCUUUAGCGACGGCUUCCGUCAGGGCCAGUCGCAGUCGGUGCUGCGGCCGACGCAGCAGGCGCGCCAGCGCGCGCCCGUGGAGGACUUCGACCCGGCGGCGUUCCACGCGCGCGCGCGGGUGCCGGCGCCGCAGCAGGCUGAGCUGGCGUCGACUUUCGGUCAGGACAGCUUCCAGCGGCGCGGCGACGAGGCACGCCCCCUGCCGCCGGUCCGGCCGCCCGGCGACCCGUACCCGUCGGUGGCUCUCCGGCCGGACAUCACCUUCCGCGGCGCGCCGCAGCCGGCGCAGGAGCGACGCGAUCAAAUCGUUCUUGGCGGCUUCCAGGGGAAUGUCGACAUCGAGGAUCUGGCGUCGCGCCGCGCCGGCCAGUAGCGCCCGACAGGUUGGCCGCGGCUCGGAGGAGGCUUAACGGCGUUUGACCGGCCUUGACGGGGCGGAGAAGCUGGCAGGUUCUAAGCGGGACUGCAGCACGCGUUGGUAUGUCGGACGGUUGACUCCACGUGAUGGCUUGCUUUUGAUGAAUAACGUCUGCUGAUUCGAUAGUCAGCCUGACGAACAUGCCCCGGAAGGCGUGGUUCGAAAGUAUCUCAUUCACCUUGACAGCAGGUGGCAGUACGUCACAGAUUCCCAUGACGAACCGUGCCACGGAGCGUCACGCGCGAGACCACGGUUUGUCACGCGUUAGGUCACGUCGCGUCAUGUGCGGGGUCAUGGCGUUACAUGCCUUGUCACGUAGUGGCACGUGCUAUGUCACAUGGUGCCACUUGCCGGGUCACGCACGCCCGACGUGGUUGUCGUUUAUCAAUCACGUCACCUCCAACCUGAACCCGGUGCCGCUCCCGUCCGCUCGCGUGACUUGGUGUGAGCCUUUGGCAGAGCAGGGGACCAGUCACAUGACCUCCGUGCAGGGGGUCGUGUAGCGACGUCUCGCCCCGGCUCUCGAUGGGGUGCGGGCUGGAAGACCACGGGGUCGUGAAAGAGGUCACGAGGUCACAGAGGGUUCGUUCUCGCACCGCAGUAAGCCACCGGGAGCGGGAACGAUGCCAUUUGUGUGAGCCCAGCACCGGUGUGCUAACGCUAGCCGCGUAAUCGGAGAAAGAAAGUCCGGCGAAGAGAGUGCGCGCGCGAGAGAGAGCCCCUGUGAGCCUCGUGGCGUCAUCAUCAUUUCCUUUGUCGCGAGUCUCGAGGUCGAGGCUCGAGGCGCUUGUUUCAACAUGUUCCCAGUUUGCAUGCAUGCGUCGGGACUGCGCCUGAGCCAUGCGAGAGUGAAGCAACUGGCGAGACGCUCGCCCGCGUUCGUUGUACAAUGUCAUGUUCUGUGCGGGGAUUGCUGAAUAAACCAAUCGAAGCAAAUGACA